Messenger RNA from Saccostrea cuccullata (small rock oyster), 1310 nucleotides. RefSeq lists its product as uncharacterized. The record is from RefSeq and is a predicted model, not a curated record. The transcript has 2 exons. The coding region runs from base 159 to 521 and encodes 120 amino acids. NCBI's taxonomy places the organism in Eukaryota, Metazoa, Mollusca, Bivalvia, Ostreida, Ostreidae.
CUGCGCAAAUGGCGUGAAGUGAGAAGGAGCAGAGGGUCGUUUUUUCUGUUUUCCUAAGUGAACAUUAAUAUUUGAUACGAGGCAUUGCAGAUAGUUUUCUUAAUUACGUGAAGACAUUCGUGUUUUAGGUGAAUUUCAGGUAUUUUCCUCUUUGUUAAAUGCAACAGACUGUAAGUCACUACUUUGCACAAGGAAAUUCGGGAAGCUCGUGCAAGAUGCCGAAGAGAAAAGAUACGGAGAAGGAGAGUGCGCAAAAUGAUGAGGUGUCAAAUAAAGAGUUAAAGGAACUUUUCUCUAAUCUAAUACAGAAGUUGGAGAGUUCAAUGAACGAGAGGCUUACUGCGCUUGACAAAAAAGUAGAGGAAACGCUGAUCGUUAUUAAGGAGGAGAUAACUGAUAUGAAAACAGCGCUUCAAAACCAAGAUGACCGAUUAACUGAUUUAGAAAAGCUAAACACAGAGGUUAUACAACCCCAAAGUAAAAAGGGUUCCAAAAAACCCCAACAGCAGUUACAAACCUGAAGCACCAGAAGCAGUCAUUGUUAAAUUCGUUCUUAUGGAGGACCGUAAUAUGAUACUAAAUCAUGCCAGAAACACUACCCUACCGAAAGGCUAUGCAAUACGAACAGAUCUACCCGUGCAUUUGAAGAGAAAGAGGGCAGAGCUGGCUCAAAAGGCAUAUGAACUCAGGAAAUCAGGAAUGAAGACGAGAAUCCGUGAAACGAAAGACGAUGUGAUUCUGGAGUAUCGACAAAAAGGAGAAAAAGAAUGGCUCGCUUUUAGUGAUUCCUUCUAAUUGAUCUAGAUAAGAACAAGAUUAUUUGCAGGAGAUGACAGGUUGUAGGAGUAUGAUAUGGUGAAGGUUUUGUAUAUCUGUAAAGUGCUGAGUUAUGCUACAGUUGGUAUCGUGUUGUUUACUUGUCAAAUAAUAAGUAUGUUUUAGAUGCUAUUAGAAAGAUAUACUAAGGUAUGCUGCAGAUGUUUAAAAGUAAAAUACCAGUGUUUUGAGCUUUGGAUGAUAUCUGUAAAAUUCAGAGUUAUGCCUUAGUUGUUAAUAACUUGUAAAAUAUUGAGAAUUUUUGGUAUCGUUAUCUGUGAACUACUGUGUUAUGUCAUAGUUGAUAACUUGUAACAUAUCUACAUGUAGUAUGUCUCAGGAUAUAUAUUUGUUUGGCAGCUUAUGGUUUGCUGUAUAAAUUACAUGGGGACAUAUUGGUUUUUUCUUUUUAAUGUAAUAAAUACCUAAAUUUCAACAAAGAUUACAAAGAUUACUGGUAGAAGUUCUUAGAGGAGCUUGUAUUUAUUAUUAUU